CUACUACUGUAUAAACUUCACUUGGUUAUACAAAGCAACAUUAUAUAUAUUUUUGAAAAGGUAAGUUGGUGUCAGUACGCUUAAAUCAGUUGUUUGUUUUGUACAUGAAACAUAUUAACACUAACGAAAUGCGAUAUUUGCAUGUAUUCUAUGUUCAGAAUAUGUCUUAUGCGGUCGUUGGAUUUACCGAUGAGGAGGAUACCGUUGAAAUUGUUUGCGCUGGUUGGCUUGUGCACGGAAAUCAGAGGAAAUUUUUGUCAGUUAUUGGCGGAUAUAGCCUAGGUGACACUGUUCGUCGAAUGAUGAAGGUGGUUGGGUCUUACAGUUUGUGGUCAGAAUUCAGUUACAAAGGAAGGAAGGGGAAGAAACCAUUUUGUGCAACCACAUGUUCAAAAGUCAUUUUAAGAAGUUGCCUUACUGAGAAAAAAGAAAAAACCAUCAAGGAUGUUGAAAAAGAAAUUCAAGAGUUUUUAAAGCAUGCACCUUAUAAACCUGGAGGGCCUUGUUACAAAGAAAAAGUAUUGGAUAUGAGCAGCAGUUCGUUAGACACCCUUCCUUUAUUUUCAUCUGAAUCUGAGUCUGAGGACUAA
Messenger RNA from Ciona intestinalis (vase tunicate), 590 nucleotides. The record is from RefSeq and is a predicted model, not a curated record. Lineage: Eukaryota; Metazoa; Chordata; Ascidiacea; Phlebobranchia; Cionidae.